Messenger RNA from Colletotrichum paranaense, 1356 nucleotides. Its product is annotated as lipoyl synthase. NCBI's taxonomy places the organism in Eukaryota, Fungi, Ascomycota, Sordariomycetes, Glomerellales, Glomerellaceae. Gene Ontology annotation, cellular component: mitochondrion. Gene Ontology annotation, biological process: lipoate biosynthetic process. Gene Ontology annotation, molecular function: 4 iron, 4 sulfur cluster binding; lipoate synthase activity. The record is from RefSeq and is a predicted model, not a curated record. The transcript has a single exon. Bases 1 to 1356 code for a protein of 451 amino acids.
AUGCCAUCGCCCAUAGCACCUCUUGCCCGCGUGCAGGCUCCUCUGCGGCGGGCUCUCGCCUCGUCGGCUCGCUCCCGAGCCUUCGCCACCGUUCCUCCCACCUUCGGCACAACAUCCGAAGCAGCAUCGCAACCCCCGAAAGCCCGCAGACCGACCUACUUCAAGGACAAGAGCCUCGCGUCGCUGGACGACUUCAUCGCGAGCAAGGGCGACCCCGCGGCCCUCUCCGAGGCCGAGGCCUACGAGAUUCGCACCGUCGAGGUUACGGGCCCGACGGGCAAGAAGAAGACCAUCACCCGCCUCCCGGAGUGGCUCAAGACCCCCAUCCCCGCCGGCAACGAGAACUACAAGUCCAUCAAGAAGGAUCUGCGCGGUCUGGGGUUGCACACGGUAUGCGAGGAGGCCAAGUGCCCCAACAUCUCCGAGUGCUGGGGCGGCUCCUCCAAGAGCGCAGCGACGGCGACCAUCAUGCUCAUGGGCGACACGUGUACGCGCGGAUGCCGUUUCUGCAGUGUAAAGACCAACCGCGCGCCGGCGCCGUUGGACCCCCAUGAGCCGGAGCACACGGCCGAGGCGCUGGCUAGGUGGGGUUUGGGAUACGUUGUUCUGACGUCUGUUGACCGCGAUGACCUGGCGGACGGCGGCGCGCGGCAUUUUGCUGAGACAAUCAGCAAGAUCAAGGCCAAGAAGCCGAGUCUGCUGGUCGAGGCGCUGACCGGCGACUUUAUGGGCGACUUGGACAUGGUGAAGAUUGUGGCGGAGAGCGGUUUGGAUGUAUAUGCGCACAAUGUUGAGACGGUGGAGGCGCUGACGCCGUAUGUGCGUGAUCGGAGGGCCACGUUUGCGCAGAGUAUCAAGGUGCUUGCGCGGGUCAAGGAGGUGAAGCCGGAGAUGAUUACCAAGACGAGUCUGAUGCUUGGCUUGGGAGAGCAGGAGGAGGAGAUUAUGGAUGCUUUGAGGCGUACGUUUGUCCCUAUCAUUCUCUGGCUUACAGUCAGGAAACCGCGUGAAUUGAAGUCAAGGCCGGAAAGAAAUGCUAACAUUUGGGGAAACACAGAACUUCGCAAAGCCAACGUCGACGUCGUCACCUUCGGCCAGUACAUGCGCCCGACGAAGCGCCACCUCAAGGUCGAGAAAUACGUCACCCCCGACGAGUUCGAAAUGUGGAAGCAGCGCGCGCUGGAUAUGGGAUUCCUGUACUGUGCCAGUGGUCCCCUGGUGCGGAGCAGUUACAAGGCCGGCGAGGCGUUUAUCGAGAACGUGCUGCGCAAGAGGGCGGGCGAGAAGGCUGGCAUGGCCGCGAGCGGUAGGCUGGGCCAGACUGUUGCUCUGGAGGAGGGGUUCAAGACGCUUUAG